This is a messenger RNA of Punica granatum (pomegranate), 1035 nucleotides long. The record is from RefSeq and is a predicted model, not a curated record. NCBI's taxonomy places the organism in Eukaryota, Viridiplantae, Streptophyta, Magnoliopsida, Myrtales, Lythraceae.
AUAAAAUGCAUUCACUCAUCAGCACAUCCCGUUUAUUUCAUUCCAUCCGUCGGAAAGAAGAACAGCGAGGAGGCUUCCCCCAGUCGUUGGUGAAAGCCGUUAACUGUCUUCUUUCCGGUCGAGAGAUCUUCCCGAAACAAUGGCUUCUCGCUUCAGCUCCAGCAUCCUCGCGGUCCUCGCUCUCACUCUUGCCCUGUGCACUCAGGGAAUCCUAGGGGAAAUUGCCUGCGAGGACCUGGACCAGGACAAGUGCGCAUUCGCUGUCUCGGCCACCAGCAAGCGGUGCGUGCUGGAGAAGCAGGUGAGGCGGAGCGGGGAGGAGGUUUACACCUGCCGUGCUUCUGAGAUCAAGGCCGAUGCCUACCUCAGGGACUACGUUGAGACCGACCACUGUGUCAGCGCAUGCGGUGUCGACCGCAAGUCCCUCGGCAUCUCAUCCGAUUCCCUCCUCGAGGCCCACUUCACCCAGAAGCUCUGCUCCACCCCCUGCUACGAGUACUGCCCCAACAUCGUCGAUCUCUACUUCAGCCUUGCCGCCGGUGAAGGAGUGUUUCUCCCAAAACUGUGCGAGGCACAGAAGGGAGAUGUGCGCAGAGGAAUGUCGGAGAUCAGGAGCUCGGGAAUGGUUGCCCCCGGACCAAUUAAGCCAGUGAAGUUCACAGCUGCCCCAGCAGUGUCUCCUUCCUACUACUAGGGCUUCAGCACCCUCAAACAAGAAGAAUUCAUAGAACCAAAACUUUUAUUUCAUAUGUUCUACAUCAUAAACACUUCAAAUUUAGAGACUAGUUUUCCAGUUUUUGGUCACUAGCCGGGCAUGGAUGCAUUAAAACAUUUUGUCGCGUGCAUUUGAUGUCACGGGCCAGAGGACCUUUACUAUGUAGCUGUGAGCAAAGGGGAUUUUACUCAAAUAAAGCGAUGCACUUGAUGUGCACGUCGCCUGCUAGGCUAAACCACGACCCAAAUUAUAUCAGUUUGUUGCUUUGUAAUGAAUCUUUGGAGUGAAAUAAAGUGUUUGUGGUGCUAAAUGAAGUCUCA